Stylonychia lemnae is the source of this 1008-nucleotide messenger RNA. Lineage: Eukaryota; Ciliophora; Spirotrichea; Sporadotrichida; Oxytrichidae. The record is from the annotation of a GenBank genome assembly.
AUGUUAGCCAAAGCUUAUAGUCAUACCAGAUAGCUUAUAGCCUAAACCUCUUCCCCUCUUUUAAACUUCACCAAAAGAGGAGUCUACAAGGCUGGUACUGAACCUUACGUUUUUAUUAACUAGCAUACCAAGGUUAUCUGCCAAGGCAUGACUGGAAAGCAUGGUACAUUCCAUACUCAGCAAGCUAUCGAAUACGGAACUAAAAUGGUUGCUGGAGUCAAUAGCAGAAGAGCAGGUACUACUCACUUGAAUCUCCCAGUUUAUGGAACCGUAGCUGAAGCUAAGAAAUAUACUGAUUGUGAGGCCACCGUCAUCUAUGUACCUCCUCCUUUCGCUGCUGAAGCUAUUCAAGAGGCUGUCGAAGCAGAAGUAGAUCUCGCAGUUUGCAUUACUGAGGGAAUCCCUGCACUUGAUAUGAUCAGAGUAAAGUCAAUGAUCAAGGCUUAAACCAAAACUAGAUUGAUUGGACCUAACUGUCCAGGUAUUAUCAAGCCAGGUGAAUGCAAGAUUGGUAUUAUGCCAGGCUAUAUUCACACCUAAGGAAAUAUUGGUAUCGUUUCAAGAUCAGGAACCCUCACUUAUGAGGCAGUCGAUCAAACAACAAGUGUCGGGCUGGGUCAAUCAACCGUCGUUGGUAUUGGUGGAGAUCCAUUCAACGGAACCAACUUCAUUGAUGUUCUUGAGAGAUUUGUCGUAGAUCCAGAGACUCACGGAAUCAUCAUGAUUGGAGAAAUUGGAGGAGAAGCCGAAGAAGAAGCUGCUGAGUGGCUUUCAAAAAACAACCAUAGAAAUCUUCCAAUCCUCAGUUUCAUCGCAGGACAGACUGCUCCCCCAGGCAGAAGAAUGGGUCACGCAGGUGCUAUCAUCUCCGGAGGAAAGGGUGGUGCUAGAGACAAGAUCAAGGCUCUUGAGAAGAACGGAAUCCACGUCGUACACAACCCAGCUAAAAUGGGCGAAGGUAUGGCCAUGCUUAUGGGAUAGAGAAGAAGCGAAGGUGUUCAUCUCUGA